GCCUGGGAACAGUCUGCUGGAGUGGUUGUAUUUCCCAACAUUCAGCUGUUAGCAAGUGAGGUUUCCAAGCUUCUGACAAAAGAAAUUAAGAAGAUCCUCAAUGGUAAACCUGCAGAGGAAGCUCGUCUGGCUUUGGAGCAAUUGCUACAACAGAAAGGGGAAGCAGAAUAUGGCCAUUUGCUGCUGAAAUCAGUGUAUCUCCUCUCACAGACUGACUUGAGAACUAUGUGGAACAUCAUUGGAUCUGGCCUUCCAGCUGCUCUGAUGCAGUGCCUGUACCUUUUCUUUACUUUUCCUCUGAAGAAAACCAGUGAUGAUGGAGAGACAAGUGAGGAUGACACCCAAACUCAGGAAAUGCUUGUUAAGAUAAUGCUUAACAUGUACAGAGAGGAACAAGGUGUAGAGGAACUUCUGGCAGCUGAUAAGCUUCAGUCGUUAAUCAUAGCAACUGCUUCCCUCUGGGACCAGUGUAGCCACUCCUGGAAAGUACCUACAGGCCAUGUGCUGAGAACGAUUUCAAAGGCUCAGACCAAAAACAGCAUUGUGUACCUACAAGCUGUGGACUGCAUUAAAAUAGCUAUUCAGAAUCUCUUUAAACUGGCUGAUACCCUACCUGCUUGUGAUGUAUGUGAAGCUGCUAGUAUUGUCUUGUGCUUUGUGAAAGAUUCCUAUCCUGUAUCAUCAGCUUUAUUAACAGAGUUUGAAAACAACGAUGGCUACCAACUCCUGCUAAAAAUUUUACUCAGAUGUGAAGGGUCACAGCAAAAUGAAGGAGACUCCUAUCUAGACGAGAUCUUGGACAUGCUGACUUGCCUUACAACCUGUGGAAAAACUGAAUUGAAAGUUUCUGGCAAUAUUGUACACCCGCAAUUACCGCACUUUAAUUUUGAGUGGACACGGUCUUCUGGAAUGACGGUGAAAAACCUUCAGGCUUUUCAGGUGUUGCAGUCCAUUUUCCAGAAGAGUAAUGAUCAGUACCUGUGCGAAAGAAUCUUGGCAGCAAUUGGUACCAUAUGGGCCUGGGACACAGUCAACUUCUUUCUUCUGGAAUGGACGCUACAACCUAUCAACCAGUUUAUUGACAUCAUCCAUUUCAAACCACACCCAGUCCAAGUCCAGUUCUUCAGACUGGUAGAGUCCAUAGUGCUAGACCUGUCCUAUGUCCCCCAUGAAAUUUUAAAGAAGGUUCAGUAUUUGAUAAAGGAAAACAUAGUGCCAUUCUGUAGCUUAACAGCUCUCCAGUGCCUUCUCAGCAUGACCAAGAAGGACCUGUUAUUCAGUGAUAUAUUCCGUGACUCUGGGCUCUUAGGCCUACUGCUGGCACUUUUGAGGAAGCAAGCCAAGAUCCUGAGGAAGUCAGGUAAAACUUACCGUCUGCAUGGUCUGGAAGAAGGCACUGAGAAGGAAUUAAAUGCUGUGAUGCUGAAGAUGGUGGCUGCUCUUACCGUGAGAUCUGUGAGGAACACUGUUGUUCUGAAGGACUAUGGAAUGGUGCCAUAUAUCAAGAUAUUUUUGGAUGAUGAGUGCUACAGGAGUGCUACUCUGAGCAUCUUGGAGCAGCUGUCGGUCAUCAACUAUGAAGAAUAUAUGAGUAUUAUUAUUGGGGCCCUCUGUUCUUCUACUCAAGGGGAACUACAUCUGAAACUAGAUCUGCUGAAGUCACUCCUAAGGAUACUGGAGAGUCCCAAGAGCCAUUCAGCUUUCAGAACCUGCAGUGGAUUCAACGGACUCCUGUCCCUCCUAUCAGACAUGGAAGGUGCAUUGCAGGACUCACCAUCUGGGCUGUGGGCACCAGUUGGACAGAAUUGCAUAUUGGAGCUUGUUUUCUACACGCUUCAGGGAAUAACAGCAGCCCUGCACCUGGACCCUGUCAACAGUAACUUCUUCCAGAGGAAUGGUUUUUUUGAAAAGAUGGCAGAGGAUCUUGGGUCACUUGGAUGCUUCUGGACACAAGGGGAAUAUCAGAUCUCUCUGAGCCUGGAGAAGACAAGGACGUUUGCAGAAUUCUUGGAUGCAGCUUUCUGUUCUUCAGAACCUUUCCCAGUGUGGCUAAAGAACUGCAUAUGGAUUCUGAAAUUUCUUGAUCACAUGGUUAAAGGAACUCUCCAUCUGGAGAGUUACUUCAAGGAGAGAAAGCCAGAGAUGGGAGAGGCAUCAAGAGAUGAUGACGAGAGACCCCAAGCUCAAGAAGAGCAUCCUGUUGCUUUGAAAAGACCAGGCAACAAAUUACCUACCUCUGCCUAUAGGCUGUGGGGAAACCCUGAGAAGUAA
Messenger RNA from Nestor notabilis (Kea), 2271 nucleotides. RefSeq names its product WD repeat- and FYVE domain-containing protein 4-like. The record is from RefSeq and is a predicted model, not a curated record. The transcript is spliced from 10 exons. Lineage: Eukaryota; Metazoa; Chordata; Aves; Psittaciformes; Psittacidae. The annotation marks the transcript as partial.